This is a messenger RNA of Brassicogethes aeneus, 3014 nucleotides long. NCBI's taxonomy places the organism in Eukaryota, Metazoa, Arthropoda, Insecta, Coleoptera, Nitidulidae. The record is from the annotation of a GenBank genome assembly.
CUUGGCAAGCAGAACAACUCUGCUGGCGGACAUGAACUCAAUUGAUGACGAAGUAAGUGCUUAAGAGAAGUGAUAGAAGUGAUUUUGGCUGUAUUUCACCUGUUUAAUCGGAGAUUCCAUAAAAAAUGAAUUUCUCACCGUUCGGCGUGCCGCUAUCCGCCGCUCUACCAGUGGCCACGCAAUUCACCGCCGGCAAAAUUACCCAGAGCGUCACCACGCCAAACGGCCAGGUGGUCGGCGUGCUACAAGGCGGCGAAAAUGGCAUCCAUUACAUACGCCCCUUGGACGCGAACGCGUUCGCGACCGCCCAAAACCCCGGCCAGCAAACGCAAACCCUGAUCACCCUACCCAUCACCAUGCCCGGAGCCAAGCCCGGGGACCCGCAGCAAACCGUGCAGAUACAGGUCGUGAACCCGGUGCACACCCCUGUGUCGCAAGCGAGCUCGGGGAAUUCCCCGAAGUACCACAUAUCGCAAAUACCCAUACAAACCUUCGGGCAAGGUGCUACGGUACUUACCGUAGCCUAUAACUCGAAUCAAGAAGGUAUUCAAAUUGUUGACGGGCAAAAUGGUAUACCAGAAGGAAUGACUGUGGUGGCAGCUUUACAACCGCAGGAUCUGCAGUUAAUUCAACAACAACCCGAAAUGGAGAAAAAAGACCAAAUACCAAUAGCCUUAAUAAAAAGCGAGAUGACUAAAGAAGAUAUGCAAGAAGUUGGUACUUCCAUAAACAUACCGACACAAUACAUACAAAACAGCGCAGUUCAGGAAUACCUGCAAAAAAUGCAGCAAACUACCGGUUUGCACCAAUUCUUGAAGUUCAAUAAUUUGGAUAUCAAAAGGGAAGGUCAGGAAGAAGGGGUUCUGGAAAACAUUAAUAUUACCACUGAGGAUGGACAUGAGCAACAAAUUUUGAUAAACGAAGUGGAAGAAAUCGAUAACGAGGAGAGCGUAGACGAUCCUGAUGGUAAAGGAAAGAAGAAGAAAAAGUAUAAAAAGAAACCACCAAAACCAAAAAAACCCAAGCCAGGACAAGUUCAUAUUGCAACCGCUCUAGACGGCACCACACUCUUCUGUUGCCCGGAAUGUCACAUGGCGUACCCGGAAAAAGAGCUACUCGAACAACACUUAAUCGGUCACAAAAUCGAGCGCCGAUUCAUCUGCGACAUCUGCGGCGCGGGCCUGAAGCGCAAAGAACACCUGGAACGACACAAGUUGGGUCACAACCCGGAACGACCGUUCGUUUGCUCCGUGUGUCUCAAAGGGUUUAAGCGAAAGGAGCAUUUGAAUUUACAUUUUGUCAUCCACUCCGGGGAGAAAACGGAGAUUUGCGCGGAGUGCGGUAAAGGUUUCUACAGGAAGGAUCACUUGAGAAAACACGCGCGAUCGCACGUCACGAGGAGGGCUAAAGAGCAGGCCGAAAGGCAGAAUUUGAUGAACAAAGAUGGUACUGCGCAGGUCACCAUACAGGUAUGCGACAGUGUACCCUCGACUCAGAUUCAAAUUCCGGUCCAAAUACAGGUGCCGCAGCACCACAUCCAGAUGUCCGGCAACGGCGAAGACGAAGAAUCUCCCGUUAGCACCGUGGUGCUACCGGCAGCCAACGAAGGUAUUUCCAUUUUGCCCCACUAGGUGGCGCUACUCGCUACGAUUGGAUAAGUAAAUAUUGGCUUGGUUUAUUUACUAGCUGUGAUUUUAUAUACAAAAAAAACAAGAAUUGAAGUGAGUUAGCGAGCUUGGUGUAAAUAAAUCAAGGAGGGUUUUUUCAAAGUGAUGUUUGUUGAGAUGCAGAGGGAAUUUUCUAGACGGUCAAAGUUACAAAAUUUAUAAAAAUUUUGUUUAUAGUGUUGUUUAUUACUAUGUUUUUGUUGGAAAACAUUUUCAACUUAAAUAAUGUUCUACAAACAACAUUAAAAACAAAAUUUUGUAAAAUCGAAAAAUAUUUUCUUAACUUAAUUUAACAAAAAAGUACCUUUAAUUUGCAUUGUUUUAUUUGCUUUUCUUCAGAAAAACUUAUCGUCCCUUGUAAAUAUAAUGUUAUUUUGAACAAUUUGCCUUUAUAAUUAUUUUGUAAAAAGUCGUAGAUCGUCUACCAUUAUGCAACACAAAUGUAAAUAAUAGAUAUUUAUUGCUAAAAUUCAGAAUUUAUAAGUUAAAAACAGUAUUAGAUUUAUUUAAAAAACUUAAAUUGAAAAUAUUAUAUUAUUAGUUUACGCCUAAUGUGUUUAAAUGCAAUCCAGCUUGUUUUUUCCUGUCGAAAAGUCUUGUUGGGUUGUGUUAGAUGGCCUUACUAAAUAGUUAUAACUGUUAUUAGUUUCUAAUAUUUGUUAACUUGCAUCCAAAACUAUGACAAAAAACACAAAAUAAUUUAUACUUUAUUAUAUCUGUACAAAAGAAUUAUUUAAUUUUAGUGUAGAUGGUUUUGGGUAAAUUAUAUAUAGUGCAUAUAUAUUUUUGAGGAUUUCUCUUGAUCGUUUUAUACAUUAUCACGUAACACAAUUAAAGAAAUUGGAACUGAUUUUUGGCCUUGCCGACUUACAUUAACUAUUAUUUCAAAUUUAAAUUCACCAUAUAGGAUUUUUUUCCUAUAGAUGACGACCAAUAAAAAGUGAUUAACAUGUACAUUAUAGAAAUUAAUAAAUAUAAUAAUUUGGCCCAAUUAUAAGCUGACAGUGAUAAAAUUUUGGUUAAAUUACCCAUUCCUAUGCAAUGUAAUAAUUUUAGAUUUGUUCUAAUCUAACAAACAAGCUUGUUCAUAUUGAUAUUUUUUCAUCUGCCCCACAAAUAAAUAAUAUAUUUAUCCUAGAAUAAUUACCAUUGUUUUCAAUGUAGAUGAGUGUAUAUACAAGUUAUGCAGGCGAAAAAUUAUUGAUAGGGAUCUUCUAAAAUUAUUUGAAAAAUGAACUAUUUUAUUUUUUAUACAAUGACAAUUUUUUAGUAGAACUAUGUAAGUUAUUUAUAUUUGUAAUUUAAGUUUGAAAAUGUUUUCCACAUAAUAAAUUUUGUUAUAAGGUU